This is a messenger RNA of Ochotona curzoniae (black-lipped pika), 1686 nucleotides long. It is a transcript of the gene E2F3, whose product is annotated as E2F transcription factor 3. The coding region runs from base 162 to 1547 and encodes 461 amino acids. NCBI's taxonomy places the organism in Eukaryota, Metazoa, Chordata, Mammalia, Lagomorpha, Ochotonidae. The transcript has 7 exons. Gene Ontology annotation, molecular function: protein dimerization activity; DNA-binding transcription factor activity, RNA polymerase II-specific; RNA polymerase II cis-regulatory region sequence-specific DNA binding. The record is from RefSeq and is a predicted model, not a curated record. Gene Ontology annotation, biological process: regulation of transcription by RNA polymerase II. Gene Ontology annotation, cellular component: RNA polymerase II transcription regulator complex.
AAGGGGGCUAAGGAAGCGCCGGGCGGGGAAGCGAGGAGAAGGAGAGACUUGGAAACUCCGGCUGCAAAUAAUAAUAAUAAUAAUAAAGAAAUAGAAAGCAAUACAUGGAUACAGCAUAACACUAAAAAAAAGAAAGAAAAAAAGAGAGCAAAGAGCGAGAAAUGAGAAAAGGGAUCCAGCCCGCCCUGGAGCAGUACCUGGUGACCGCCGGGGCCGGGGAGGGGGCGGCCGUCGUCGCCGCCGCAGCCUCCAUGGACAAAAGGGCACUGCUGGCCAGCCCGGGCUUCGCCGCUGCCUCGGCCGCCGCCCCGGGCGCGUACAUCCAGAUCCUCAGCACCAACACCUCCACCACGUCCUGCUCCUCCUCCUCCCUGCCCGGCGGCCCCCUGCUCCCCAGCGCCCCCGGCGCCCCCGGCGCGGAGCCCACGGCCGGCAGCCUCCUCUACAGCACCCCGCACGGACCCUCGAGCACAGCCGGGCUGCUGCAGCAGGCGCCGGCGCCAGGACGCGGAGGCGGCGGCGGGGACGGCGGCGGCCCUCCGGCCAAGCGAAGGCUGGAGCUGGGAGAAAGCGGUCAUCAGUACCUCUCAGAUGGUUUAAAAACCCCCAAGGGCAAAGGAAGAGCUGCACUCCGAAGUCCCGACAGCCCAAAAACUCCAAAAUCUCCCUCAGAAAAAACGCGGUAUGACACGUCCCUUGGUCUGCUCACCAAGAAGUUCAUUCAGCUGCUGAGCCAGUCGCCCGAUGGAGUGUUGGACUUGAACAAGGCGGCCGAGGUGCUAAAGGUGCAGAAGCGAAGGAUCUACGACAUCACAAACGUCCUGGAAGGCAUCCACCUCAUCAAGAAGAAGUCCAAGAACAACGUCCAGUGGAUGGGCUGCAAUCUGUCUGAGGACGGGGGCAUGCUGGCCCAGUGCCAAGGCCUGUCAAAAGAAGUGACAGAGCUCAGUCAGGAAGAGAAGAAGUUAGAUGAACUCAUCCAAAGCUGCACCCUGGACCUCAAACUGUUAACCGAGGAUUCAGAGAAUCAGAGGUUAGCUUAUGUUACAUAUCAAGAUAUUCGAAAAAUUAGUGGCCUUAAAGACCAAACUGUUAUAGUCGUGAAAGCCCCUCCAGAAACAAGACUUGAAGUGCCUGACUGCGUGGAGAGCCUACAGAUACACUUGGCAAGUACCCAAGGACCCAUUGAGGUCUUCCUGUGUUCAGAAGAGACUGAAACGCACAGUCCCGUGAAAACAACCAACCAAGACCACAAUGGGAAUAUCCCAAAAUCCACUUCCAAAGACUCGGCUUCACCCAACUCAGGACCUAGUGACUGCUCCGUUUCUGUGGCGAGCCUUUCUCCUCUGGCCUCCCCCGCCAACCUCCUCCAGUACACUGAGGACCAAAUCCCUUCCAACCUGGAGGGUCCCUUCGUGAACUUGCUGCCUCCGCUACUGCAGGAGGACUACCUGCUGAGCCUGGGGGAGCAGGAGGGCAUCAGCGACCUCUUCGACACCUACGAUUUGGAAAAGCUCCCGCUGGUGGAAGAUUUUAUGUGUAGUUGAUUACACUCCGUGUGUGAAUGCUCCUUACAAACCGCUAUUUUUUUAAUCACGGAAGCAGAACAUCUGUCAUGCAGUGUUGCCCUCCUACCUUCCUCCUCCAAGAGAGUAUCAUGAAGUAAACUACAAACUUCAGAACAAA